This is a messenger RNA of Stegodyphus dumicola, 4687 nucleotides long. RefSeq lists its product as uncharacterized. Gene Ontology annotation, biological process: activation of adenylate cyclase activity; adenylate cyclase-activating G protein-coupled receptor signaling pathway; hormone-mediated signaling pathway. Lineage: Eukaryota; Metazoa; Arthropoda; Arachnida; Araneae; Eresidae. The record is from RefSeq and is a predicted model, not a curated record. Gene Ontology annotation, cellular component: plasma membrane. Gene Ontology annotation, molecular function: protein binding; G protein-coupled peptide receptor activity.
GUGCUGACAAUCGUUCAUCAUGACGCUGAAGAACCGACAGAUGUUAGGCGUUUCGAAAUUGCUGGAUCUUACAUCCGGAAUAUUACAUACAAAGGUGCUACAGAGGCACACCUGAUGGCUCUGAUUGACUUAUCCUUUUCCUGUCAGCAGUACAUCAAAUGGGCAUGUAAAGGAUCUAUGUUUGGAUUUUGGUAUCCGGGUGACCUAAAUAGUUGGUGGGUGGGAAGGAACUGGAAAAACCAGUAUUACUGGGGUGGAGCUGAAACGGACAGCAGAAGUUGUGGAUGUCAUCCUUAUUGUUAUCCUACUCCCAGAAACAGCACUUGCAACUGUGAUGCUAAGUUGAAAUUAAAAUGGUUGGAGGAUUCAGGACUUCUUCUGGAUUCUAGCCGUCUUCCAGUGCUACAAUUAAGAUUCGGAGAUACAGGCGAACUAAGCGAAGCUGGACAACACACACUUGGACCUCUCAUUUGCCGAGCUGCCGGUCAUAGAGAUAUCUUCAUGGGCAUCUUCAAGGCUCCCUACAAACUUACCACUCCUGGUUAUAAUGAGGGAAAAUACCCCCCACCGUUCCAUCGGUAUACUUGGACAAUAAAAAUUCCUGAAGGAGAAACGAUGGAACUGGUUUUUCCAGAAUACGAUGUAGUACAUUAUGGGUCUUACAAUGCUGUUCCGGACUGCCGAAGUGUUGUCACUGUUCGUGCAGAAGAAGCUAACGCUAGAGAAACUGUGGUCAUCAUGAGGCAGAAAAGUCCUCCGUACUAUGCCUCAGAAGGAUCACAAACAACAGUUAAUAUUACUUUUACUACGUGCAAUCAGGAUUCAAAGAUAAAAAAUGGAAAAGGCUUUAAAGCGUAUAUUAGAAGAACUGAAUGCGCUGGAUGUAAUCCUGGAUUAGGCCAAAAUAAAGGUACUACGACCUGUACUGCAGGAUGUGGAAUCAUUGCUUCAGAAGAGUAUCCUUUUCCGCCUCAUUACUACUUUUCUUCAGAGGCUUACAGCGACUACAACCACACUUGGGUUUUGAGGGCUCUGCACACCACGAAUGUGGUGGAAUUGGAGUUCAGCGAUUUCGACAUACCAGCUGCACCAGGAACGAGGAACUGCACCCCCGACAGGGGAGUACUUUGGGUUUACAACGGAGAAGGUACAUCAAGGGAGAAUCUUAUUGGAGGAUACUGUAACUUAAAUCGAGAAGGGAUACUAUACUCAACUACCAACAUCAUGACUCUAGUAUUUUCUACGAAGUGGCGAAAAGUGGGCAAUGGAAGAGGUUUCUAUGCAGUAUACAGAAGUGUGUUUUCACCAACGUCGAAGAAAAAUAUAAUUAAUACCGCAUUCCCAAAUGUCUCUGAAGGAAAACCGGCUAAACAAUCUAGUACACUCAAUGGUCGAAAAGCUAACUUGGGAGUUGAUGGCUUAAUUGACACAGCAAAGAAAUCUGUUCAUUGCACUGCCACUGAAUUCGAAAGAGAUCCUUGGUGGCAAGUGAAUCUGCAGAAACGUUACCUUGUGUAUGGAUUUGAACUGUACAGCACCAAGAGUGAAUCACAGAAUAAAAACACCAUAGCCAAAAUGUGGCCCGAUGGGCAGUAUGGCUUACCCAUGUCUCAGUCUGGCUGUCCUCUUGGAACAGGUUUUCACUGGAGGACAGGUUAUCGCUACCAUGAUACGCACUAUGAAACUGUUCAAGAUGCCAAAGUCAAUCACUGGACACCUGGAAUGCUUUUGGAAGGUGGUCUUCAGAGAAAAUUUUCAAGUGGUGUAAAUCAAAGAAGUGGCGUACUUCAACAUUUCUGCAUGAAAACUCAAACUCUAUCAUCCUCAGCUGGAUCACCACGAGAAUGGCCACCAGGAGAGUAUUGUAUCUACCAGUAUGGUAUUCGAUGUCCACUAGGUUUCGAAAGCGGUUAUAUCACAUUGCGAGAUACCUUGGAAAUGUUAUCGGAUAGCCGAGUUUCUGGCAGCUAUCCUCGUGGUAGCUAUACACAGCAAACCACUAGAAUCUAUUUCUGCUGCAGAAAUGAUGGAAGCGCGGAAAAUCUUAUCAAACUCCCUACAAGCGCUCCUUUCUACUUGUUUAGGUAUGGAAAAUCGUGCCAAAAAGUGGAAGGAAUGUCAGAAAUGGAGCAGUAUUUUCAUUUUAACGAAGAUAUUGCUCCAUGGGCAUCCUACCCUUGGGAACAGGAGGAGAAGAUUGAUGGCGUACCAAAAUACAUGGAACCUCACCCAAAGGUGGAUAAAAGCGGAUUUGAGAAGGGGAUUGCUCUUUUUUAUUGUUAUUAUGAUAUCACUCAGAGUUUACGGGGUUUUCGCGUAACUGUGGACGAAUCAGGACUUGUAAAUACCUAUGCACGUUAUUACGACGACUUGUCUUAUGGAAUUCCUCAUACAGAAGUGGGUGGAUUUUUGAAUGCAUACAUGUGUUCGAUAUAUCCUGUAAUGAAUCCAGAAUUCUCCGUUCUAAAAGUGAAUUGUUCGCAACCAAUACAUGGGCAAUACGUCACAAUACAGAUGUUCAACAGAUUCGAUAGUCUUCAGUUCUGCGAAAUGAAAGUUUUCGGAACAGAGUCGUGCGGCCAGCCUCUUGGAAUGGCAUCUGAAGAAAUAUUUGACAUCCAAAUCAGCGCGUCUUCUAGCGAUGACUGGGAUCAUUAUUAUUACACUAAUGGCAGAUUAAAUGCUGACCAUGGAUGGUGCGCAGCGUCCAAUGAUUCUUUAAAACAAUUUACGGUAGACCUACAAAAUAUGACUGUGGUGACUGGUAUUGUACUCCAAGGUGUGAAUGGGGCUCCAAAACGAAUUGCUGUGAAAUCGUUUUACCUUUUUUUUAGUAAUGAUUCAAUCAGUUGGAAAUGGGAAGAAGAACCUGUUGGUCAGCAAAAAGUGUAUGUAUGCGAUCAAUGCGAAUCGACAGAUGUUUACACGAAUGACCUAGAGAUGAGGUUUAAUCUUUUAAAAGGUAUACCAGCUAGAAUAGUGCAAAUUAAAAUUUUGGAAUAUUAUGAACAGCCAUGUUUGCGUUUAGAAAUUCUAGGAUGCAGAGAAAAAGUUCAGUGUGGAACUACCAUGAGCACUCCUGAAGGGACUGUAGCAUCACCGAAUUAUCCAUAUUAUUAUGGCCAAGAUAAGUCCUGCUGGUGGUCCAUUGAACCAGAACCAGGGAAGCAUAUCGAGUUAAAUUUCAUUUCCUAUGAUUUGGCAGAAAAAGAAGACAUUUUAGAAUCUAGCAAGUGCCGUGAUGAACUAACUGUGUACUCUGGGUAUGGGAACAGCUCAAUUAUAAAGUCUCCUGAUGGUAAUCUAUUCCCUAAAAGGAUCAUUUCGAAUGGAAAAAUGAAGAUUCACCUCCAGAGCUGUUUCAGAUACUCUCGAAGUAGAUACAGAGGAUUCUUUGCUCAUUAUAAAUCAGUAGAUUGCCCGGGAUGUGGAGUCGGAAAUUUUCAGUGUUCUGAAAUGCAGGUCUGUGAAUCUACAUGUGGAAAGAUACUGUCUAUUGGCUAUCCUCUGAAUUAUGAAAACAAUCACCGCUGUACCUGGUUAAUAAAGGCCGAUGUUUCCCAUUUCAUUAACCUGACUUUCCAGGAUUUUGACAUAAUUGGUGGAGAAAACUGCCAGUAUGAUUAUUUAGCGGUAUAUGAUGGGAAUACGAAAGACAAAUCCCAUCUAAUUGGUAAAUUCUGCAACGCCAAGAAACCUAAAAUGGAAAUAGUUUCUAGCUGGAACACACUCCUGUUGGAAUUUUCAUCAGAUGCAGAAGUUACCGGAAGAGGAUUCUUUUUGAAAUUUUCCUCCAAUAAUUUUCGAAGGCCAGCUGAUGUUUAUGAUGUAGAUGAUGAUCUCACAUGCCCAAAACCUUGGAAGUACUACAAUGGCUAUUGUUACAAUGCUUUUCACGAAAGCGAGGCCCUACAGUGGUAUGAAGCGGAAGCCAAGUGUAGGAAGCUUGGUGCAAAGCUUAGUGGAGACCAGAAAACUGGACACCUUGUCAGUAUAUUGGACAAUAAAGAAAAUACCGUUGUACAUCAUUUCCUCACAGAGUACUGGAAAGCAAAACACAAAUCCCUAUACAUUGGUCUCAACGAUGAACUCAAGGAAGGUGUGUACCGAUGGAGUGAUGGAAAUCCCAUGAUAUAUACUGAUUGGGCUCCCGCUGCCCGCAGCCUGCUAACUCAACCAGAUGGUGGUGCAUACCAAGACUGUACCAUGUUGAGGGUGGAUAGUGGUCAUUCAACAGCCCACUGGCAUGACAUACCAUGUUCACUAGGAAAGCUGGCUUUCCACAAUUGGGAUGGUAUUGAUUGGGGAGACCAAGAUCCAAGCAAACCAGAGGGCGAAAGAGAAAUUCUAUCUUCCAUCAGUAGUUAUAUUUGCAAGAUGCAAAGCGAUAUACCAGCUGGAAAGGUAGAGAGCUUGUCAGUUCUUCGUUCCCAGAAUAAUACAGAAACUAUCCCGGCAAACUUGAAGAAAGAAAAGUACUUUGUAUGCAGAAACAAAGAAAUAAUAUCAACGCAAUUUGUAUGCAACUUAGCUGAAGAUUGCAGAGACGGGAGCGAUGAAGAAACUUGUCCUCCGCAUGAAUGCCUACAAAGUAGUUUUCGCUGUCAUAAUACGAAAUGUGUCUCUAUUGCUGCAUAUUGCGAUUACAAAGAUGACUGUGGUGACCUGUCUGAUGAAUCACGAUGCG